Plectropomus leopardus (leopard coralgrouper) is the source of this 2253-nucleotide messenger RNA. It is a transcript of the gene sv2, whose product is annotated as synaptic vesicle glycoprotein 2. Gene Ontology annotation, molecular function: transmembrane transporter activity. The record is from RefSeq and is a predicted model, not a curated record. Lineage: Eukaryota; Metazoa; Chordata; Actinopteri; Perciformes; Serranidae. Gene Ontology annotation, cellular component: membrane. Gene Ontology annotation, biological process: transmembrane transport.
CUCCCCCAAAGCCCGGUGCCCAAAAUAGAGACGUCUGAUUUUUGGAGGGGAUGUCUCGUCACGUGCAUGCCGGAGACGCCGAGGCGCGAGAGCCGCUCCUCACCGGUGCCUACCCGAGGCCAGGCGAGCUGGACUCAGACGAAGGUGAAAUCAUUUUCGAAAGGAGCGCAUCAAAUACCCCAUGUGACGCUGGUGGGAGCUCCCAGAGAAGAUUAACAUAUGAAGAAGCCGUAGAGAAAGCAGGUUUUGGAUUGUUUCACUGGCUGCUGUUGGUGGUGUGCGGUUGGGCGAAUGCCAGCGAUGCCGUGGAGAUUCUCUGUGUGUCUUUUCUCCUGCCAACAGCGCGCUGUGAUCUGCAGCUGAGCUCUUCAGACAUGGGCCUGCUCACUGCCAGCAUUUUCCUGGGAAUGAUGGUGGGCGGCUACAUGUGGGGAUACUUGGCUGACCAGAGGGGACGUUGCAGGGUCCUGGUUACGUCCCUGACAGUAAACGGGCUGUUUGGAGGUCUGGCCAGCGUGGUGCCGUGGUUCUGGCUCUUCCUGGUGAUGCGGUUCAUCAGUGGCAUCGGUGUCGGCGGGUCGAUCCCUGUAAUCUUCUCCUACUUCUCAGAGUUCAUGCCUCGUCUGAGGAGAGGUGCAAUGAUCAGCGCUCUGGCCACUUUCUGGAUGGCAGGAAACAUCUUGGCUGCAGGUUUAGCCUGGUUGGUUAUCCCAAAAACCUGGGGACAUUUUUCACUGGGAUCACUGGAGUUUAAGAGCUGGCGACUGUUUGUGGUGCUCUGCUCUGUUCCCAGCCUCACCUCAGCCCUCCUCUUCAGGCUGUUCAUGCCUGAAAGCCCCAAGUUCCUCAUGGAGGCUGGCCGAGAGAAAGAGGCCAUCCAUGUAUUCCAAAUGAUGUUUCAGCUGAACAUGUGGAGAAAGGGAAAGGAUUUACAGGAAUUUGGUUUGUGCACUGGCUCCAAGCAAAAGGGAGAACAGGAUGAGAUCAGAACGCAGGGUUCAAGAAGAGAGAGACUCGUCUGUAUUUUAAAAAAGGCCUUGGUUCCCAUUAAAAAGAUGUUUGAUGACUCACUCAAAUGCAGGAGCAUCAUUCUGCUCAUCAUCUUCUACUGCAUCUCCUUCGGUUAUUACGGACUGUGGAUGUGGUUUCCAGAGCUGUUAAAGAGAGUUGAGGACGGCGGUUCUCCCUGUGCCAAUUUGUCCGUGCCGUCUCCACUCCACGACCAAAGCUGCUACCCAGUCAAGACAGCAGUGUACAUGGAGGGCUUCAUUAUUGCUGCGGCAAAUCUACCAGGAAACAUCUUCACCAUUCUGAUGAUGGACAGCAUGGGAGGAAAGGCUCUGCUGUCCUGCAGUCUGCUGGUGUCCUGUCUGAGUGUCUUCUUCAUCUAUGUGGUUCAAACAAAAACCCAGAGUCUGAUCCUGUCCUGCGUCUUCAGUGGCGUGUCCGUGAUCGCCUGGAACGCCCUGGACGUGGUGGGAACGGAGCUCUACCCAACGCAGCUACGGUCCUCUGCUCUCGGUUUCUUCACAGGAGUGGGCCGAGUGGCAGCCAUCACGGGUAACAUAGCCUUUGGGAAGUUGGUGGACACAAACUGCGCCGUGCCGAUCCUGCUGGUGUCGGCUCUGCUGCUGACCGGAGGACUCGUGGCUCUUCUGCUCCCACAAACCAGGCAGACUGAGCUCACCUGAUGGCGCAGAAUAUACAUCACAUUAUUUUAUAUGAAAAUAUUAUUAGCAAACUUCCUCUUUAUUGCCUCAUGGAGGCAGACGAGAGAUCGCUGUAGUUGUCCUCUGAUCAUUUAUCUCUUGUUUCUGCUCCGAGAGGAUGUUUGAAUCUUGUGCCUUCUGCCAUCUCUCUGUGCCUUUUCACAGUGCCUCAUUUCAAAUGCCAACAAAAAAGAGAAAUUGUAAAAAGACAGUGGAGAUAGUUUCCAGGAACAUAAGGAGAAAAAAAUGCAGGUGUGUGUGUGCAGGUGAGCUCGUGAGGACUGAAGUCCUAACCAGACAAGAGUGUGAAGGACGCCUUUUUAAAAGUUUGUCUUUCUCUGAACUCUACAAAAAUCCUAUCUUACACACAGAGUUCCCACACAUUUAAAUGGACAAAAUGUCAAACUUUUCGAUGACUUUUCAAGGAUCAUUAUAAAAGAAAAUAUUUUACUUUUCAAACAUAUCAGAUUCGAACUCAAUUCGAACAUAAUUUCAGUUAGCGGCCAAACAUGAAGGGAGAGAAGAAAUGUAGGGAGAAAAUGAA